Messenger RNA from Brassica oleracea var. oleracea, 1248 nucleotides. Its product is annotated as probable receptor-like serine/threonine-protein kinase At5g57670. The record is from RefSeq and is a predicted model, not a curated record. Gene Ontology annotation, molecular function: ATP binding; protein kinase activity. The transcript has 7 exons. The annotation marks the transcript as partial. NCBI's taxonomy places the organism in Eukaryota, Viridiplantae, Streptophyta, Magnoliopsida, Brassicales, Brassicaceae. Gene Ontology annotation, biological process: protein phosphorylation.
AAGACAGAGAGAUAAUAAUAACUUUCUCUUCUCUGUCCCUUCCUCUUCCUCUUCCUCCUCCUUUUUCUUCCCUCUGUGAUUCAUUAGUUGCGUAAAACCUCGAGUUUCUUCUGUUCCAUUAACACAAUGAAGUACAUUCGAAGCAACAGCCUGAAACGUCUCUUCUCUUUCAAACGACGCAGUUUCGACUCCGACUCUGAAAACUCAACUCCACAUGCCAAAUGCGUGGAGGGUUUUCAAGAAGCAGAGCAGUUUCAAAGACCCAAGUGGAAAUGUUUCUCCUUUGAAGAAAUCUACGACGCAACCAACGGUUUCAGCUCAGAUAACUUGGUAGGAAGAGGUGGAUUUGCAGAGGUGUACAAAGGGAUUUUGAGUAAAAGUGGUGAAGAAAUUGCUGUGAAGAGGAUAACGAGAGGAGGGAGAGAAGAUGAGAGGAGAGAGAAAGAGUUUCUAAUGGAGAUUGGAACAAUAGGACAUGUCUCACAUCCUAAUGUCUUGUCUCUUCUUGGUUGUUGUAUUGACAAUGGUCUCUAUCUUGUUUUCAUCUUCUCUUCAAGAGGCUCUGUUGCUUCUCUCCUUCAUGAUUUGAAUCAAGCACCAUUGGAGUGGGAGACAAGGUAUAAAAUUGCAAUUGGGACAGCAAAAGGGCUUCAUUAUUUACACAAAGGUUGUCAGAGAAGGAUCAUCCACAGAGACAUUAAAUCCUCCAAUGUUCUCUUAACCCAAGAUUUUGAACCACAGAUAUCUGAUUUUGGGUUGGCAAAAUGGCUGCCUUCUCAAUGGUCUCACCAUUCCAUUGCUCCAAUCGAAGGCACAUUUGGGCACUUAGCUCCAGAGUACUAUACGCAUGGGAUUGUGGAUGAGAAGACUGAUGUAUUUGCCUUUGGAGUGUUCUUGCUUGAACUCAUUUCUGGUAAAAAACCUGUUGAUGCAUCCCACCAAAGCCUACACAGCUGGGCGAAAACGAUAAUAAAAGAUGGAGAGAUUGAGAAGUUGAUGGAUCCAAGGAUCGGUGAAAACUUUGAUAUCCAACAGCUUCAUCGCAUAGCUUUCGCUGCGUCUCUCUGCAUCCGAUCAUCGUCUCCAUGUCGGCCUUCCAUGAUCGAGGUAUUAGAAGUACUACAAGGAGAAGAUAUAGAGAAGGAAAAAUGGAAAAUGGAAGAGGAAGAAGAAGUGAAGGAAGAGUUUUGGGGAUACGAAGAUCUUGAGGAUUGUGAAUGUGAUUCUUCAAUCUCACUUUCCCCCCCC